This is a messenger RNA of Bacillus rossius redtenbacheri, 7080 nucleotides long. RefSeq names its product homeotic protein antennapedia-like. Lineage: Eukaryota; Metazoa; Arthropoda; Insecta; Phasmatodea; Bacillidae. Gene Ontology annotation, molecular function: DNA-binding transcription factor activity, RNA polymerase II-specific; RNA polymerase II cis-regulatory region sequence-specific DNA binding. The coding region runs from base 726 to 1775 and encodes 349 amino acids. The transcript has 3 exons. Gene Ontology annotation, cellular component: nucleus. The record is from RefSeq and is a predicted model, not a curated record. Gene Ontology annotation, biological process: negative regulation of transcription by RNA polymerase II; anterior/posterior pattern specification.
CACUGCUUCGCGACGAGAUAUUUAUGGUCACUAGCGGCACCGGACCGCGCCGUGCCAAGGUUCCGAAAAGACUCAAAGGAGAUAUUUCCGAGCUGUGCGCGAGUUCGGGGUGAAAAUUUAUAUCUCGUGCGAAUUUUUUUUUUUUUCAUUCGUUUCUGUGCGCCCGCCAUCGUUCGUAAUGCUUCAAUUUUCCCGCACACACACGCGGCAGCAGCGCGCCCGCCGGCCAGCCAAUAGGGGCGCCCAGUUCCGGUCACGUGGUGCGGUCUGCUUACCAAUUUCCGCGUAGGGGAGGCGAAAACAAAACGGAGGAAAAUUAUAAAAAAAGAGGGGCGGAUGCAAGGAGCACUUCUACUGGUGGAGUCGCCUCAGGUCGCCCAGUGGUCGCCGGCGCAGCGCCGCCAUCUGCAGCGGCAGCCGCACUUCGGAGGGCCGUCCCCGACGCUCAGCUAGUAAGUACGACUGCAACGCUUUCAAGAGGAGGAAAAAAGUCGCCGACUCCGCCGCCCGCCCGCGCGCGCCGCCCGACGACAGUGCGCGGCUAGUGCGGGGACCUGGUGGCCGGACAGCAUGGCCGGCGUGAGGCCCGUGUGAGCCCCGGGGACCCAGUGCCGCGGUGUCCCGGGGGACCGCCCCUCGCCAAGGUGUAUAGCGAGAGAGCCAGCCUGUUCGGGGCGCCGGAAGACAAGCCUCCGGGGUCCCCGGAGGAGUUCGGGCGGAGUGCUAUGAGUUCGUACUUCGCCAACUCGUACAUCCCGGACCUGCGCAAUGGCGGCGUGGUGCCGGCCGACCACCCGCACCAGCACCAGCACUACGCGGCGCCGGGGGCGGCGGCGCCCGACGCCAUCAGCUCGUGCGCCGCCCCCGACCUGCGCCAGGGCGGCGGCAUCCCGCCGCACCACUACGGCGGGCCGGGCCAGCCGCCGCAGGGCAUGCCCUACCCGCGCUUCCCGCCCUACGACCGCAUGGACAUUCGCAACGCCGCCUACUACCAGCAGGGCGGCGGCGGCGUGAUGGCGGAGGGCGCCGGCUACCGCCCCGGCUCGCCCGGCGGCGGCAUGGGGCACAUGGUGGGCGGCGGGCCCGCCCAGCCCAACGGCCACCAGACGCCCGUGGUGUACUCCAGCUGCAAGCUGGAGGCGGCGGCCAUGUCGGGCGGCGGGCCGGGCCUCGGCACGGGCAGUCCGCCGCUGGAGGCGGGCCAGCCGCCGCUGAGCAACCACAACCACAGCCACCAGAACCACCACCACCACCCGCAGCACCACAUGGUGAACCACCAGCCGCCCCCGGGGCCGCAGCCGCCGCCGCAGGCUCAGCACCACCAGAACCACCAGAACCACAUGAUGUACAACCAGGCGUCGUGCGAGCAGGCGGCGGCGCACCACCAGGGCGUGGUGCCAGCGCACCAGCAGGCGCCGCCCCCGCAGCAGCCGCCCCCGCAGCAGCCGCCCCCGCAGACCAACCCCGCCGCCAGCCUGCCCAGCCCGCUCUACCCCUGGAUGAGGAGCCAGUUCGAGCGGAAGCGCGGCCGCCAGACCUACACGCGCUACCAGACGCUGGAGCUGGAGAAGGAGUUCCACUUCAACAGGUACCUGACGAGGCGGCGGCGCAUCGAGAUCGCGCACGCGCUCUGCCUCACCGAGCGCCAGAUCAAGAUCUGGUUCCAGAACCGCCGCAUGAAGUGGAAGAAGGAGAACAAGUCCAAGCCCGAGUCGGGCGCGAACAGCGAGGGGAACGCCGGCUCGGACAUCACGCCGCAGACGUCGCCGCAGUAGCCCGCCCGAGCUGCCGAACACGGCCCGAGCGAGCCCGAGCGAGCCCGAGCGCGCCCGAAUACUCGUGAACACGGCCCGAGCGCGCCCGAGUACUCGUGAACAUGCGCCGCGUGCGAACAGAGCCCCGCUUUUUAUCCAAACGAAAAAAAAAAACCUUCUGUUUUCAUAAAAGAGCAAAUAUGCGUAAACGUUUAUCACGUAAAUAAAAAAAAACAAUAUAGCAGAGAAGACAUUAUUGUGCAACCAAAAAUAUGCUAUAUGAAUAUUGCCCACUAUGAAAUUAUUCGAUUUUUAUUGUACAUUGUAACAUAUGUUCGUUUUUUUUAACAGGUGUGAUAACGAUAUAUAUAUUUAUAUUUAAGUCCUUUAUUUUGUCCCGUAGAUGCUAUGAACUAACUUGGGUUUGCAUCACAGACACAUAUUAUUUUUAUUUUUUCAUGUGUUUAAAUUAUACUCAUAUUAUUUUGUCGAAAUUCGGAAAAUAAAUCGCAUUAAAUAUUUUGUGUGCACACUAGUUUUUUGUUUUUGUUACUUUGGCUUUUGUCUAUUUUUAUUUUACCUUAUUCCUUGUUUGUGAAAUCAAUAUAAAUCAAUUUCAUUUUAAUUCAUUAUUAAUUAUUUUUCUUUUUUUAAUUUCAAAGAAAUUUUUGCACGUUACUAAGUUGGUUUGAUUUAUUUAAUGUAUGUUGUCAUUUCUGAAGUAAACAGUGCAAUUGGCUGCGUUUUAUAGCCAUUCAAUUAAAAAGAACCAAGUAUGCAUUAACAAGGCAAUGAAUUAUAAAACGAUUUACUUUCAAUGAAUUAAUUUGGUCAACGAACGUUAUCAUGCCCACGAAGCAAAGAUCGCGACAAAAUGUUUGUUUCAUUUUGAUUCAUCCGCGCAGUAAGAUCAUUUGCAUACCAGUUAAUUUUUAACACGUUCUCAUUUUUUAGAUAGUUAUUCUUUUGUUAGUUAACUUCAGUUCGCAAAUGAAGCUGUGGAAACAUCAAAAGUCACUUAUUAGAGUGUGUAGACUGCAUGUACAAGUGCGGGCUUCCUUCGUGUGCGGUCACAAAAAAAAUUCUCUUCAACUCUGACUUCAUGCAGGAUUCAUCUGGACCCAUCGCAUCUCAAGGUCAGUUAUGCUCCCAAAAUUUUACUACGUUGUAUUUCAAAUAAAAAGCAUUUGUCAUGGGAACAGUAACAAAAAAAUGACAGAUUGAACUCAACACGGACGAUAGAUGUUAACCAUAUAAUAUAUAUAUUUUUUAAAUCUAGGAGGAGGACUCAUUCGAUCCGUCGUUUAAUGAAUAAACCCCGUCUGAUUUGACAAGGCGGUAUUCGCCAAAAUCACAAUCUCUUGAAUUCCCGGGACAGUGGGAUUGACAAUAGUGUCUAAAAAUAACCACUGAAUAAGCCCAAAAAAAUAACUUGUAGUGCCUACUUUCUUCUUGCAAUAUUUUUUUUUGUUUAUCAUUGCUUAAUGUGUGCUAACAGCUCACCGAAAUAUUGAAAUAAAUUCGUCAUACAUUUCUGUCAUAUAGUGAAAACGAAUAUGUGUACCGUUAUUCUUAAAUACCUGAGUCACAUAAAAUAAUAAACAGUUCCAAUUAAGUUUGAGUUAAAAAAAUUUUUAUUGACACGGAAUGCGUGCUUUUACAUAAAGGCAUCUUAGUCUUACUUCUGGCAAACACAGACAUUUGGCCUUCAGAGGAACGCUUCCGAAAGAGGCGUGUUUAACACAUUGCAUCAGAGAUUUGAAUGCUAUUUUAAAAUUUCCCUUUCUAUACGUCACUUUGAAAAUGUCCCCAAAAAAUAGCUGUAAAAAUAUUUUGGACAGAUAAAAAAAAUGCACGAAACUAUAGUGCUUACGUUGCAUUCUUCCUUGAUAAUGCAAGUGUAGGGCAUUUAUGUUUAGGAUAUCUAAGGGCAGGAAAUUGUUAUUUUCAAAAAUGUAAUAUAACUGCAGCAAAUAAAUUUGUUGACCCCCACUAAAUAGAGGUCAGGAGUUUUUUUAUUAUUAAGAAACACCCAUACAUUUCGCAAAUUCAUAGUAAAAAACGUAAACUGCGUAAAAAUAUAUUUUUUCUAAAUUUAUGUUGUAUAAAAAUGAAAACAUAGGUAGCCUAUAUAAGAAAAAAAUUAUCUUUCAAAAUGUAAGCCUCUAUUAUACAAAAAAAAACUUCCCUAACACCUUGUUGAAUAUUUUUUUUGUACCUUAUGUAGGUAAAAUAUUUAUGCAAUCAAAAAAUAGAUCACUUUUGAAAAAUACUUAAUAGUAGGUAUGGUAUUGAAAAAUAUAAAAAGGCAGUGAAGAGCACAUUAUCUAGCCAUAUAUUAACUGCACAUUCCCUCAGUCCUUUUAAGCCCUAAAUAAAUACAGUAAUUAUAAAGCCACGUCUUGCUAAUGUUUUGCUAAAAAUACUACGUUAUUCUGUGUAAAAAAACAUUUGAUUACAGAAUGAUUUUCCUCUUAUUAAUAUACAACUAUAAAAAAUUUUGCGUGAAAAAAUAUUAACAUUAUUUAAGAAAUGCAACACGGUAACUAUUCCAAGUAAUUAGCUAAAUUAUGAGUGUUAAAACUUAAGUAUCAAAAAAGGUUGAAUGUUGACUGUGUAAUAUUUUUGUGUGACUAAAAAGUGUUGCAAGAAGGUACCUGGCAGCAGAGGUUAUUUUCAAAAAGUGAGAUCAGUUUUUAAUCAAAAUUUAAUGUUAUUGAUUUCUUUUUGAUGAAAUCUUAUUCAUUCACACUUUAAAUAAUGGACCAGCCGAAUGCUGGAACAAAAUUUGUGCUAAAAAUAAUUUCAACCACAAUUAUAUCGAAAAUUUGCUUAUCAAUUAUGGAAAAAAAUUUCAGUGCGUGUGACUUGUUUAUGGCAAGAAAUUAAAUGUUGUCUGUAUAUUUAUUCGGUAGGUUUUGAAGAAGCUUAUCUAGUGUAUUAUAAACUUUUAUUUCUUGCGUUAAGAGUCAUGUUUAAAUUUAAAAAAGUUGGUCUCUCUUUGAUCAGGCAUAUUUUGUCACGGUUGUUAAUCUUGCUGGGAACCUGAUUUCCUUUUUUUUUUAUAAAUAGCCGAAGUACCCUGGACACAACGCAAACGCAGUGCCAAGAACAAGCGUAAAGAUUAUUCUUAAAAUUUCUACUGUAUGUUGUAAGUUAACAGAAGACGAACAAAAAUGUUUUGAAGUGGCCGUCUUUGCUAAAACGUGUAUAAAAAUAAUUUAAGGACAUUUUCGGGCACGUCAAAACUUUUUCCGUCUUGUAUUUAAAGUCAUUCAAUGUCGUGUUUGUAUAAAAAGUAUUUUUCUUUUCGGAAAAGAAAUAAUUCUAUAUAUUAUAAAUACUGUGUGUAUUGUCGGACUUUAGCCUGUGUAACUUAAUGAUUACGUAUACAUAUAUAAAUACAAAAAUGUAUGUAGAUGCUGAAAGAUAAAGAAAACUCGUUAAGCAGUUUGUCGAAAAAUUGUCAGUGGUAAAGUAAACUUAUGAAGCAAAGAUGAAAGCAGCACAGACUAGUGAAUGGAGUAUGGAUUGUAAAAGUGGAACAUAAACAUAAACAUAAAUAAUUGUAUUUUUUUUUUCCAUAGUUUGAGUCAACUGUAUGUGUGUGUGGUUAUUUUGUAGUACAUGUUAAAGAGAACUUUUCUAGCGUAAAGAACGAAUUUAUCAUUGCUGUAUGUUAUGUGGUAGAUGUUGAAAACUACUUAACUUGGGUCGCUGACAUGUUGGCGAAAGUACAAUGCGUGCGAAAGAACCCAUCCCCACAGUUCCUGAACCAUGUGUGUACUAUAUAUAGCAUUGUCGCACAUCUCUUUCGCAAAAAAAAAGUUGCAACAUUUUUUUACACAGAUAUUAUAUAGUACUUAUAGGGAAAAAAAUACACUCCGAUAUACGUAAAUUAUCUUCUAAAGAAAUGUAACAACCAGGACGUAAUGUAAAGUUGAUUAAUGGUAUGUACAGAAUGUGCUACAUUACAUUUAAAUAAACAAAAAACAUCGCUUAUCAAUUCAACUGUCUAAGACUGAACAUUGUAAAAGAAGACCUGUUAACGAUUAAGAAGGAAGAAUUGAUCUCUAUAUAUGUAAUGGUCUUGUGUUUUUCCUUUGCAUAAUAGUGAUAAGCUGUAGGUAAGUAAUUAACAGUUCACUCAUUUUCUGUUGUGACUACAGCAUAAACUAAUAUUUUAUAAAAACUUCCUCCGUUAAUAUUCUCGCAUAAUAACAUUCAUUUAACAGUUUUUGCACCUAUAGGUCUUCUAAAACUACGUUAGGUCUAAUGUUUUCUGUGUGUAAUUUAUGUAAUCUUUAAUAUAACACAUGCGGAUAUUAAAAUAAAGGCCUAUAUACACCCCAGAUUUUUUUUAAUGAAGUUUUGUAUUUUCAGUCUACCAAUUAUGUACGCCCUUAAUAUUUUUAACGAUAAUACCGCUGGGAUAUAUUAACAUUCUCAUAAACAUUUUUUUAAUACAUACUGUUGAUAUAAUAAGAAACAUAUUGCGUGUGACUAUUUUUUUUAAAAAAAAAAGCUAAUCAUUGAACUUAAAAACUCAGAUUUUCGUCAGUAAAUAUGUCAAGUAGGUUUUGAAUGAAGUAUUUUUCACAAUUAGCUUACUUCAAUCGUUUAUCUUGACCAUAUUGAGAUCAGUCAGCGGUUUCUAGUAUUCUUUCAUGUUGCCAGUCUUACACAGAAAGAAUAUAAGCAAAAGCAUGUCUUUCAAACGAAAUUGUGACACAAAGUAUACGAAACGAAUCCAACCAUUUAUAUUUAUUCAAGCGACUAACCUAUAUUUUUCAAUCUUGCAAAAAAAUUUUCUUAGUCAUAACGAAGUAAUUUUUUUAAAAAGAUAAUGGUUAUUUACAUGUUUUUUGAGAAAAAAAAAUUGUAAAUGGCUUGCAGGCCUUUGUCCUUUGUCGAAUGAAAUGAGAUUAUUUUUUUUAGAGUAUUUAAUACCGUUCCUUUGAUGUAUUUAUUAUAGUGGCUCAUUGAAUAAAAGUUGGUAGACUUGUAAAUAAUUAUCAACAAAUAGGCUUUAAACAGUACUAAAUAGGCAUUGAUAUACCUCACGUCCUUUCACACAAGCAAAUAUUUUAUUUUUGCUGUCAUAAAUUAAAUUUACAUUAAAUUUUUUAGUUUUAUUCCUAUCGGAAUUUUUUUUUUCAUUAUCCCUUGAUUGUUAGCUGUACCUUAUUAAAUAUAGAAUUAAUACUCGUAAUAUAGUAGAUGUCCCGAGUCCAGAACCAUUAUAAUAUGAUAUAUAAUAUAGUGUAUUGUGCAAACUGUCCAAAUAAAUUGUGUUUGAAAAACAACAAAACUUGAAAAUAAUAAA